UUAAUCAUGGCCAUGUGUCGCGGCGGUAACAAGGCAAUCUGUGCAGCAGCGUAUGGGCUUCGAGUUGCGUCUGGAUCAGACUGCCUUGAUCUCUACAUGAUGGGAGAUAUUGAAAUUGAUGAUAUGACUAGAUGUAUUAUUCAUAACAACGAACUUCAUGAUUGUUGGACAUACGAACAGCUUGGACACCUCACACGAAUUAUGGAAACACGCGAGUAUCUUUUCGACUACCAGUACAACAUGAUACAAAUAAUAAAAUCAAUCGAGAAAAAAGUUGAUGAGUACAACUACUUCAAAAUGAUCAGUAGCCAGCCUCAAUUAGCAAGUCCAGAUAUGAGCCAAUCACCUCCACUACUGGAAACGUCCACAGAUAAUUCUGAUAACAUAACUUCAUCAGAAAAGACGGUGGAACUCGAGAUUAUUCAUGAUUCACACGUCGAACUUCCAUCUGUUGACCAGAUAGUCGGAAAUGUAGACAGACAAAGCAAAGGAAAAACACCUCGGCAAUCGCGAAAUUGACACAGCAGUUAGAAUUGGAACAUGGUUAAAAUCUAUGAUAUCUAUAUUCAGUUUUACAUGAAUUUUUUGCCAGUAUUUGUUGUACAUCCUGGCACUCUAUCAAAGUUCUAUCAAUAUUCAUUUAAUUUUUGCAUUCAAUAAAAACAUUAUCUGCU
This is a messenger RNA of Caenorhabditis elegans, 674 nucleotides long. RefSeq names its product Protein-serine/threonine phosphatase (gene Y62H9A.8). The record is from RefSeq and is marked reviewed. The transcript is spliced from 4 exons. The coding region runs from base 7 to 519 and encodes 170 amino acids. NCBI's taxonomy places the organism in Eukaryota, Metazoa, Nematoda, Chromadorea, Rhabditida, Rhabditidae.